Molecule: messenger RNA, 366 nt
Organism: Beauveria bassiana ARSEF 2860
Lineage: Eukaryota; Fungi; Ascomycota; Sordariomycetes; Hypocreales; Cordycipitaceae
Exons: 1
Coding region: 1-366 (121 amino acids)
Source: RefSeq, a predicted model, not a curated record
AUGCUUCACCAGCGCCAAGUGGCGUUGAUGUGUGUCAUUGCGAAGAGCCCGUCCGCAUUCACCGGCGGACCCGCCAGCGAUAACCUCCGCUUCACUCUUGGACUCUACCAGCUGUCCGAGGAAAAUAAUGCAAUGUUCGAACGACUAGUCAUUCUCUCCACGGCACGCAACAUUGACCAUCUCGUUGCCAACUUCGACGACUCUAUCCGAGCCCACCAGGACUUGGAACUCACGGCCAGCGUUGUCUCGGAGACUGAGUCUGCAAAGCUGAAUCUCAAGUGGCUGUUGGACGUCUCAAAAAAUCUCAAGAGUAGACUCGAGACUAUUAUCCGCAUCCUUGAAAAGCCCGAGUGGGCGGCAUGCUAG